GCGGGCGGGAGGCCUUUUCGUGGUUUGCUGUGCAGAUCGGCGUGGCGUGAGAGAUGCAGAGGUAAUAUGAUGAGAUGUUUGAUUGUGAGUUUUGAGAAAAUUUUGAUGAGGGAUUUGGGUCAUGGUGGCUGGGGCGAGUGAGAGAGAGAGGCGACUUGCGCGAACAUGCUCUGUAUUCUUCAUGCGCGACUUUCGACUGGAACGCGAUGCCAAAAGCUCUCACCGUGGUGACUGCGUUGAUGCUCGAACGUGAUGGAACACAGCCCCGAGCAGGGCGGGCGGGGCCAUGGUCCAAGCGCCAUGCAUCAGGCGCAGGGUAACGACUAGCUUCCCCGCAACUACUCGUCGUCGAACAUAUAAACACUCGGUGCCUUCGACAAAGCUAAAUCAUGAAUUCUAUCCACACUCACGAUUCCAAACGAAACACCAUCAUAGCAGAAUCAAUCGCCUCUUCUACGCGACCCAUCCUUCAUAACAACCCAAGCAACACAGCAACUAUGAGCGAUAUCAACGGCAAGGCACCCGUCAAUGGCUCUGGACCAGCUCGCCUCAAUGAACCGCUCGUCAAAGUCCAACCACCUCGUCGUGAGGACUUGCAGCCCUCAUAUGCAAAGGUCAUCGAAGCAGAUGAUGCUGAUGCGGACACGCACGGCUGGUAUGGUGGAAUGAUCAACACACUGGGAGGCAUAAUCGGUACUCUCGGGGCCAUUCCAUGCUGUGUCGUCUGCCCCAACCCCUACAAGCCCGUGAACCAGGGCAAUGUCGGUCUGGUCACCAAGUUCGGCCGCUUUGCGCGCGCCGUCGACCCAGGUCUCGUCUACAUCAACCCGCUCUCCGAGCAGCUGGUGCAGGUCGACGUUAAGAUCCAGAUCGUCGAGGUGCCCAAGCAAGUCUGCAUGACCAAGGACAACGUCUCAUUGCAGCUCAACUCGGUCAUCUACUACCGCAUCACUUCGCCACACAAGGCGGCGUUCAGCAUCAGUAACGUCCGUCAAGCACUUGUUGAGCGUACGCAGACGACGCUCCGCCACGUUGUUGGCGCAAGAGUCCUUCAAGACGUCAUCGAGCGCCGUGAGGAGAUUGCCGCAUCAAUCCGCGAGAUUGUCGAGGAGACUGCUCUUGGCUGGGGUGUCGAGGUCGAGUCCAUGCUCGUCAAGGACCUCAUUUUCAGCCAGGAGUUGCAAGAUUCACUCUCCAUGGCCGCCCAGUCCAAGCGAACCGGUGAAGCAAAGAUCAUCGCCGCCCGCGCAGAGGUUGAAUCAGCGCGCUUGAUGAGGGCCGCGGCGGAUGUCCUCGCGUCUGGCCCUGCAAUGCAGAUCAGAUAUCUUGAGGCGAUGCAGGCGAUGGCCAAAUCCGGCAACUCGAAGAUCAUUUUCAUGCCAGGGCCAGCCACUUCAGGCAAUCUUGAUCUAGCUAGGGCAGUGGUCGAGGAGGGAUCGUCUACGCAACAUGUUGAUCCGAUCCAACAAGCAGUCAACACGCGUGUCCUUGAGGAGAUGUAAUGUCCAGUUCUCUUGCCAAAAAUCUGGUCCUCAAGGCAGCGGUAGCAUAGGCGUACAGCGCGAUUCUACGCCAGCGCAGAUCCUGGAGCACACAUGAUGAGGAGGAUGACGACAAUACCCGGGGUCCUAACGUUUGCCUUGCUCUUAUAUUUCCUUUUCCUGUAUUCCUAUCUUUUUUUUCCUUACAUGAUGAAUGAUUCCGUGCCUUCUUUUGGGCACAAGAUUGGAUGGAACACAUACGGUUUAUUGCUCUCGGCUUGGAUUUGCUUUUCCUCGAUACCCUAC
This is a messenger RNA of Dothidotthia symphoricarpi CBS 119687, 1787 nucleotides long. RefSeq lists its product as uncharacterized. Gene Ontology annotation, cellular component: plasma membrane. The transcript has 2 exons. The coding region runs from base 390 to 1502 and encodes 370 amino acids. Lineage: Eukaryota; Fungi; Ascomycota; Dothideomycetes; Pleosporales; Dothidotthiaceae. The record is from RefSeq and is a predicted model, not a curated record.